ACCGAUGUGUGGGUUCAAUCUAAAAGGUUGGGUGCUUUGGGGUUUUGGGUUUUGCUCACACAAACACAAACACAAAAACAAAAACAAAAAAUGAUGAGACCAAAGGUAUAUCUGUUCGGUGACUCCAUUACCGAGGAAUCAUUUUCCGAUGGUGGCUGGGGUGCCGCUCUCGCCAACCACUUCGCUCGUACGGCCGAUGUAGUGUUGAGGGGUUAUAGUGGGUAUAACACCAGAUGGGCUAUUAAAGUGUUGGAUAAGGUGUUUCCGCCUGAGCUGAAUGUCGGCGGUGGUCGUGCUCCACUUGCAGUGACGGUGUUCUUCGGUGCAAACGAUGCGUGUCUUCCAGAUAGAUACGGUGCCUUUCAACAUGUUCCUAUCGAUGAAUACAAACAAAAUCUUUUUUCCAUUGUUUCCUAUCUCAAGAAGCGUUGGCCUUCCACUCAUGUUAUUCUCAUCACUCCUCCUCCAAUUGAUGAAGCUGCACGCCUAUUACAUCCAUACAAUGAGAAUCCUUCAAAUUUACCAGAACGAACAAAUGAAGCUGCUGGCAAUUAUGCCAAAGCAUGUGUCGCAGUUGCAGAAGAAUGCGGAGUCCCAUUUAUCGAUCUUUGGACACGAAUGCAACAGUUUCUUGACUGGGCCAAAGCUUAUUUGCGGGACGGUUUGCAUCUUACUCAGAAUGGAAACAAGAUUGUUUUUGAGGAAAUAAUUGGAAAACUGGAUGAAGUAGGAUUGAGUCUGGAAACACUUCCAGCGCAUCUACCUUAUUUUAAUGCGAUCGAUCCUAAGAAUCCUCUCAAGGCUUUUGAAGAAUGAAAGGAUAGUCUUUUUUAUUUGUGCAAAAACUGGAUGAAGUAGGAUUUUGUCUGGAAACACUUCCAGCCCAUUUACCAUAUUUUAAUGCAAUCGAUCCUAAGAAUUCGCUCAAGGCUUCUGAUAAUGAAGGAUAGUCUUUUUGAUUUGUGCAUCAUGUGUCACUAAGUAUGUUCUUUGUACUCAGCAAUAUUUUGCUGCAAGCUGUAUGCCUGAAUCUGAUCAUGAUUUUCUUCAUUCUAUCAUCAUUCUGGUCUAUCGAGCCAGAAACAAUGUGGUUAUGAAAUUCCUAUAACAACAUUCUGAUUUUGCUUUUUGGAUAUAACAUGGAUUUUAUUUACUUCUUUUUGAAUAAAAUAAUCUGUUGUAUCUCA
This is a messenger RNA of Erigeron canadensis, 1187 nucleotides long. RefSeq names its product GDSL esterase/lipase At5g45920. The transcript has 5 exons. NCBI's taxonomy places the organism in Eukaryota, Viridiplantae, Streptophyta, Magnoliopsida, Asterales, Asteraceae. The record is from RefSeq and is a predicted model, not a curated record. Gene Ontology annotation, molecular function: hydrolase activity, acting on ester bonds. Bases 91 to 816 code for a protein of 241 amino acids.